Molecule: messenger RNA, 1376 nt
Organism: Hemiscyllium ocellatum (epaulette shark)
Lineage: Eukaryota; Metazoa; Chordata; Chondrichthyes; Orectolobiformes; Hemiscylliidae
Product: POU domain, class 2, transcription factor 2-like
Exons: 10
Biological process (GO): regulation of transcription by RNA polymerase II
Cellular component (GO): nucleus
Molecular function (GO): RNA polymerase II cis-regulatory region sequence-specific DNA binding; DNA-binding transcription factor activity, RNA polymerase II-specific
Source: RefSeq, a predicted model, not a curated record
AUGGAGAACGCUGUGAUCAUGUGUACCUUGCUGAAAUGGGAAGCAGUGCACAGAGGGGACCUGGAGAGUGACCCUUCACCCCAGUGUUUGGGAUUUGAUUCGAUUCGAUUCCCUACAUUCAAGACGGAAGAUGCCAGGGUCUCGCCUCAGCGCCCCGGCCAGAUGCCUCCACAGCAACAGAGCCACCUCCCUCAGGCCCAGCUCAUGUUGGCGAGCAGUCAGCUGGCAGGGCUCACUGCCCUGUUACCGGCACAGCAGCAGCUGCUGCUCCAACAGGCCCAGGCCCAGUUGUUGGCAGCUGCAGUCCAACACAGCAAUGCAGCGGCCGCCUCCCAGCAUUCCGCUCUCGAGCCGCAGCAACCCAGCAGCCAGCAGCAGCCAGCAGCGUUAGCACUAUCGCAACCAAUCCAAAUAACCGCCCAGGACCUGCAGCAGUUACUCCAGCUCCAGCAGUUGGUCCUGCUGCCUGGGCAUCACCUUGCUGCCAACCUCCAGGGACCUGCACAGUUCCUCCUGCCACAGGCACAGCAAGGACAGCAAGGUCUACUUUCGACACCAAAUCUUUUACAGCUACCUCAGCAAAGCCAAGGGGGACUCCUGCAGACCCAGCCGCGCCUAGGGCUUGCUGCACAGGCAGUGACUCGGCCCGGCCUCCCUGGGUCCAUCGCCCAUGAGCCCCAUCUGCAGGGUAUCCCCCAGACACAGGCAACCAAAGGUGUGGAGGCCCCGGCUCAUCCCGAGGAGCCCAGUGACUUGGAAGAACUCGAACAGUUCGCUCGGAGCUUUAAGCAGCGGCGCAUCAAGCUUGGCUUUACCCAGGGAGACGUUGGCCUGGCCAUGGGGAAGCUGUAUGGAAACGAUUUCAGCCAGACCACCAUCUCCCGUUUCGAAGCGCUGAACCUGAGCUUUAAGAACAUGUGCAAACUGAAACCGCUGCUGGAGAAAUGGCUGAACGAUGCUGAAAACCUGUCUGCGGAUGCCACACUGCCAAGCCCGAAUGCCAUCAGCAGCCCGCCCAUUGGCAUCGAGGGGAUGGGAGGACGCAAGCGGAAAAAGCGAACGAGCAUCGAGACAAAUGUCCGCGUGGCCUUAGAGAAAAGUUUCCUCACUAACCAGAAGCCCACCUCUGAGGAGAUUGUGCUGAUAGCGGAGCAGCUGACCAUGGAGAAGGAAGUCAUUCGGGUCUGGUUCUGUAACAGGAGGCAGAAGGAGAAGCGGAUUAAUCCAGCAAGUAACAUCGGCACCUCCACAAACCCCCAGGCCCACAGCAAAGCCAGCAUCUACACCUCCCACCUGGUAUCUCCACAGACAACAGGCCUGAACCAUCCAGUCUCUCAAGGCACAGACAGCCUGAGCACAACAGGUAACACAUGGCG